Oncorhynchus gorbuscha (pink salmon) is the source of this 1083-nucleotide messenger RNA. Its product is annotated as secernin-2-like. Gene Ontology annotation, molecular function: cysteine-type exopeptidase activity; dipeptidase activity. Bases 260 to 697 code for a protein of 145 amino acids. The transcript has 7 exons. The record is from RefSeq and is a predicted model, not a curated record. Gene Ontology annotation, biological process: proteolysis. NCBI's taxonomy places the organism in Eukaryota, Metazoa, Chordata, Actinopteri, Salmoniformes, Salmonidae.
CCUCUCCAUUUAAACCCUAUGGCCAUUCAAAUGCAUCGGGAUAUAUGCAAAGGUAUUUGUAGUGUGAAAGGUGGCAGCAGAAGGAGAGUAAAUAAAGUAUGUCGGAUUUUCGAAGUUGUUCUUGCUUUCAGCAGGCACAUCGAAUGAUUUGACAGACUAGACCUUUAAAUACAACCUUUGGAUACGAUCACGUGGUACAGUAGCUCAACUACAAUCUGCCAUCUGGUUGCUACCACGUCUGGUUUUGCGAUUAAAAAGGAUGGCAGAGCCCGAGCCACCCCUCUCGUGUGACUGCUUUGUGUCCUUGCCCCCUGGCUCACAAGAUGAUCACGUGAUCUUUGGGAAGAACUCGGACCGUCCAAGAGAUGAGGUCCAGGAGGUUCUUUACUACCCAGCAACCAGUCACCCAUCCGGGACCAUGCUGGAGUACGGCCCAGACGACCCGGUCAGGAAGCAGCCGCGCUUCCAGAGCCUAGUGGACCGCAGGCACGACCUGUACAAGGCCCAUGAGGGGGCCCUGCAGACUAUGGAGACCAACCCGGACGCAGGGAAUGCUCUGACUGAGACGUUGAGGAUGUUGGAGGGCCAGUGUCUGACGGACAUAUCAGCCCUGCUCAGUGGAGAAACACCAGCAGAAGAGGAACUGGGGGACCUGUUCUUUGACUGUGUGGACACGGAGCUGAAGUUCUACCAGUGAGGAGCGCCCUCAUGUGGAGAUCGCUAGUGCUCGCAGAUCGGCAGGAGAUGGCCCUGGGACUGUUUCGUCCUGUGCUCCUGUUAGAUUGGCUCCCUCCCGUCUCAUGCACUAGAACCCUCUUGAUGCCAUUCCAUCCAUCAUUGACACAGAAUAUAAAUGUCUUAACGUUCCAUGGGAUUGGAGCAUCAUUGUCAUUUGUAUCACUUUAGGGAGCAACGCUCGCCCCACAUUAGUGAGUAUGUGAUAGACCACUACAGGAGUGUACAGUUCCAGUCAAAAGUUUGGACACACCUACUCAUUCAAGUGCUUUUCUUGUUUGACUAUUUUCUACAUUGUAGAAUAAUAGUUAAGAUGUCAAAACUAUAAAAACACAUAUGGAGUCAUGU